This is a messenger RNA of Aspergillus tanneri, 1320 nucleotides long. RefSeq names its product putative C2H2 finger domain protein. Gene Ontology annotation, molecular function: DNA binding. The transcript has 3 exons. The record is from RefSeq and is a predicted model, not a curated record. Bases 1 to 1320 code for a protein of 439 amino acids. Lineage: Eukaryota; Fungi; Ascomycota; Eurotiomycetes; Eurotiales; Aspergillaceae. Gene Ontology annotation, cellular component: nucleus.
AUGGGAAAGAAGAGACGUGGUCCCACGUUGGAGGAGGUUUUAGCUCGUCCGUGGUGCUAUUACUGCGAGCGCGAUUUCGACGAUCUUAAGAUUCUUAUAUCCCAUCAGAAAGCCAAGCAUUUCAAAUGUGAGAGGUGCGGGCGGAGACUUAAUACAGCAGGAGGAUUAUCGGUGCAUAUGAGCCAAGUACACAAGGAGCAACUGUCGGCUGUUGAUAAUGCUCUUCCCAAUAGAUCUAGUCUCGACGUUGAGAUCUUUGGCAUGGAGGGUGUGCCGGAAGACAUUAUCCAGACUCACAACCAACGUGUCAUGACCCAGUUCCAACAAGCGGAGGCAGAGCGGCAGGCCGUGACCGGAAACCCUCCCCCCGGAACUGGAACUAGUGGGCAACCGGCGAAGCGGCCAAAGCUUGAGAAUGUAUCGGACCUGAAGAAGCGAUUGGCAGAGCACAAAGCCAAGAAGGCCGAAAAUCGUACUGGAGGGAGUAGUGGCGAGGCGACGCCGGUCGGCGCAGGGCAGACACAGAAUAUCGGUGGCUUUGGCCAGGUACCUUCAAACGCAACAGCCGCUCCCAGCCAACAAUACUCAUACCCCCAGCCAUAUGGAGGCGCUGGCUCUCCUUACCAACAAACGGCAAGUCCAGUCUACCAAAAUUUUUCACCAGGCGGACAGCCGCAAGUUCCUCCCAGUACGCAAACGCAGCAUACCCCUCCAGGGUACUCCCCACAGUCAUACCAGGCCACGCCCGCACAGCCUGCGUAUGGAAAUACGCCGCCACCUUUCCCGCAGCAACACCCGCUUCCUCAGACCUAUACGCCCCCACAGAAUGCAGCAUUUUUGCAACGACCUCCCAGUCUGCCGCCGGCUCCGAGUCUUCCACAGCGACCCGCUGUUGGGGCGCCGUCAGUCAAUGCCUUCCAGAUGCAACAGUUGCACAUGGGUCAUCUGGCACCCACUCCCGGAGGUACGCCACUUGGUGCUUCCAAUGGUGACAAGACCGCAGGAAACGGCUCGACAACUAUUACCUCAUCAGUCGACGACCUUAUCUCCGGAGCAGCGAAACAAGCGGAUCAAGCGACAGCCAAUGCUGCACCAGCCAAGGAAGCGAGCGAAGAGAAAGCAACCAAGAAAGACAAGUCCAAACAGGCCAAAUUGGUAUACUCUGACAAUGAAACCAGUCCGGAGGAGAAGCUGGCUAGGUUGCCAAGGUACGCAUUCGUUCCUGACCGCCGAGGGGAAACGGCACUUGAGGAGCUUCCUUCUUCUUCAGUAGUGGGAACCAUCCGAGAAUCGGACACGGUUGUCGAUCCUACGGACUAG